Capronia coronata CBS 617.96 is the source of this 639-nucleotide messenger RNA. Its product is annotated as DnaJ like subfamily C member 8. Lineage: Eukaryota; Fungi; Ascomycota; Eurotiomycetes; Chaetothyriales; Herpotrichiellaceae. The transcript is spliced from 3 exons. The record is from RefSeq and is a predicted model, not a curated record. The coding region runs from base 1 to 639 and encodes 212 amino acids.
AUGGCUAAUGAUGAGUCCGAUGCUCUUGACGUGCUUGAAAGAGAAGCCAAGGAAUAUGACAAGGAUGCUGAAAUCGACCGAAUCCUGAAAGCCUUUAGACUUGAUGCCUACGCGGUGCUAGAUCUCCAACCCGGCGUACCUGACUCAGACAUCAAAGUCGUCUAUCGAAAGAAGUCACUACUAAUCCAUCCGGACAAAACCAAAAAUCCACAAGCGCCUGAGGCAUUCGACCGUCUGAAGAAAGCACAGGUGGCACUGCUUGAUGAGAAACAGCGUCAACAUCUUGAUGAAUGCAUCGCCGAUGCCAGACAUCUGCUCAUGCGCGAGCACAAAUAUACCGUCGACUCGGACGAGUUGAAGACCGAAGAGUUCAAGCAGGAAUGGAGACGGAAAACGGUCGAGGUUCUGGUUGAAGCGGAGGCGCGGAGGAGGAGACAGAUGAAGGCCAAGAUGCAAGAGGAGGGUCGAGAACAGGCCAAAGAGGAGGCGGAGAUUGAAGAGAGGAAACGAAAACGAGAGCAUGAGAAGAAGUGGGAAGACACCCGAGACGAGCGCAUAGGCAGUUGGCGGGAUUUCCAGAAAGGCGUCAAGAAGGGGGAAGAGCAGAAGAAGAAAAAGAAGAUGAAAGUGCUAGGAUGA